AGCUUCAGGAAUGAUCUCACUUGUAUCACUUGCUUUCUGCCAAUUGUUUUGAUUAUGGAAGAUGAAGAGGGCUACACAGUAAUACAACGUUCAAAACAGAAUAUCUACGUGGACACUGCUCCCAGCAAGACAGAAGGCCUUUCAAAAUGCUGGAAAAUCACACUCGGGGUCAUACUGGGAGGAAGCGUUGCUUUGAACCUGGUCCUAAUCAUUCUUCUGAUAGUGUUACAGAAACAAGGCGUUUUCUACCCACUGACCUCACACAGUUCAUGUGGAUUGAUCCCAGGUACUUUAACAGACUCCGUGACCUUUGAUCCAGACACUGCUCAUCGCCGCCUCAUCCUUUCUACGGAUCGGAAAACUGUGAGAUGGGGAGAAGAAGAACAGCCACGUCCUGACAAUGCUAAAAGAUUCAACCAGCGGGUGUGGGUUUUGGGCCAGAAUGGGUUCCAGUCGGGAAAACACUGCUGGGAGGUGGAAGUAAAGCAUGAUGGAGAAUGGGCGGUGGGGGUUGCCAGGGAGUCAGUGAAGCGAAAAGGAAUGACCGAUUUUAGCACCAAGGAAGGCAUCUGGGCUAUCGGAGAAUACUGGGGGAAAGGAAAUUACGUGGCUUUUACUGCCCCACAACACACCAAGCUUUCUUUUGAGAAGAAGCCCCGGCGGAUUCGUGUCUUUGUGGAUUACUUCUACCAACAGGUGGAAUUUUUCAACGUAGAAACAAGGACUUCAGUAUUCAUGUUCUUGAAUGCAUCCUUCUCUGGAGAAAGGAUCUACCCCUGGUUCCGGGUGUGGGAAGGAACCGAGCUUGUGCUUCAUCCCUAACACCCAGCGCUUAACGAAAAAGGGAGCUCCUUCUCAUGGAACCUUCUACAACUGGGCACCCUGCUGGCAAGGGUGGGAGCUGGUGGGAGCUGUGGUCUAGCACUUCUGGAGGGUGGCCCUUUGGAGUACACCCCUUGGGAUUGUGAACAUCAUGCAAUCAUGUCUCUUACAGAAAGAGACCUCAACCAUCCAUACAGAGUUAUCGUAACCUCCUUUCAUCUAACACCUUCUGGAAAUUUUGAGAAUUAUAGAUAUCAUCA
Molecule: messenger RNA, 1082 nt
Organism: Candoia aspera
Lineage: Eukaryota; Metazoa; Chordata; Lepidosauria; Squamata; Candoiidae
Product: E3 ubiquitin-protein ligase TRIM7-like
Exons: 4
Coding region: 55-822 (255 amino acids)
Biological process (GO): regulation of gene expression; protein ubiquitination; innate immune response
Cellular component (GO): cytoplasm
Molecular function (GO): ubiquitin protein ligase activity; protein binding
Source: RefSeq, a predicted model, not a curated record